This is a messenger RNA of Megalopta genalis, 3728 nucleotides long. RefSeq names its product Arginine kinase 1 (gene Argk1). Lineage: Eukaryota; Metazoa; Arthropoda; Insecta; Hymenoptera; Halictidae. Gene Ontology annotation, biological process: phosphocreatine biosynthetic process. Gene Ontology annotation, molecular function: creatine kinase activity. The record is from RefSeq and is a predicted model, not a curated record.
CGGACGGUUACGAUUUCCGGAGGAAAGACGAACGGUCUCGAUCCCGUCGCGGGUUUUCUUAAUCGAUUACAUAUCGGGGACGCGUGUGACCAAGCUGGGAAAAACUGUUCGCGAACCAGUCCCGAACACGAGGGAACAAAGGGAAAGGUGAUCCGCGGAAGAACACGCGAGACCAGUGCCCAGAGCAACGGGAGUUCCAGGAUAGGUUCCUAAAGCUCUUAGGGGAAGAGAGAGAGAGAGAGAGAGAAAGUGAGAGAGCGCGAGGAAGGAGGAACAACCACGAGAAACUCAAGGAAGACUGAAUCCGCGAAUCGAGUUGCAUUUUUACUAGGCCCCUUUUUUCGAGAUAUUUUCCCCGUGAUCACCCUCGAUCGUCGCUUUUCUAGCUCCUCCGCUGUGCAUGACCGCUCUCGUCGACCGGUCCAGCGAACGUACAGCAGCGGAUCCUCGCGGCACGCAGACCGGACAAUUCGCCGGGGAUAUUUUGGUGGACCUUUUUUGCCACGGCGCAUCGUCGGCGUGAGAGAACACGCCUACAGAGAGGACAGAAGAGUACGCUGCAACGGAGAGCGACAGCGCGAGCGUGUUCUCGGCCGAGAACAAUACGCAUUUCCUUCUCCGUCCAUCUUGAUUCGCAAGGACCACGACGCGACCUUCUCCCUUCGCUCCCCGCGGCACUGUUUCCGGUAUCGGUGAACUCUGUGUCACGGGCUCGGGUCGAGGGCGGAGAGAAAGGAGAGAAACGGACACGCAAUAAAGACAAGCAGUUUAUCGGUCGACGGUGAACGCACACGCACGCCGGUGUUCGCGCCCUCGAUCCCUCUCUUCGUUUCUCUUCCUCUCUCUCUCUUUCUCUCUCCUCCGCUCUCUCUUUCUCUCUCACUUUCCGUUCAUCUCUCUCUGGCGCGCGCGCCAGGGCGUCAUCGUCGUCGUCGUCAUGGGCGGAUGUACAUCGAAGGAUACCACCUCCAGCGACGACAAGAAAAACAGCAACAUGGUGGACCAGGCAGUUCUGGACAAGCUCGAGGCUGGCUUCAACAAGCUGUCCAGCACGGAGAGCAAGUCGCUGCUGAAGAAGUAUCUGACGAAGGAGAUCUUCGAUCAGCUGAAAACAAGGAAGACCACGUUGGGCGCCACCCUUCUCGAUGUGAUCCAGUCCGGUAUCGAGAACCCCGACUCCGGCGUCGGAAUCUACGCUCCCGAUGCCGAAUCCUACACGGUAUUCGCCGAUCUGUUCGACCCCAUCAUCGAGGACUACCACGGUGGCUUCAAGAAGUCCGACAAGCACCCGCCGAAAGAUUUCGGUGAUGUCGACACUCUUGGAAACUUGGACCCGGCUGGCGAGUUUGUAGUUUCCACACGCGUCAGAUGCGGGCGAUCCUUGGAAGGCUAUCCGUUCAACCCCUGCUUGAACGAAGCUCAGUACAAGGAGAUGGAGGAGAAGGUCUCCACCACUCUGUCCGGCCUGGAAGGCGAGCUCAAGGGAACUUUCUACCCUCUGACCGGCAUGAGCAAAGAGGUCCAGCAGAAGCUGAUCGACGACCACUUCCUCUUCAAGGAGGGCGACCGAUUCUUGCAGGCUGCUAACGCCUGCCGCUACUGGCCCACCGGCCGUGGCAUUUUCCACAACGACGCCAAGACUUUCUUGGUCUGGUGUAACGAAGAGGAUCAUCUGCGUAUCAUUUCCAUGCAGAUGGGUGGUGAUCUUGGACAGGUCUACCGGCGUCUGGUGACCGCCGUCAACGACAUCGAGAAACGACUUCCGUUCUCCCACAACGAUCGUCUAGGUUUCUUGACUUUCUGCCCGACAAACUUGGGCACCACCGUGCGCGCCUCUGUGCACAUCAAGGUGCCCAAGCUGGCCGCGAACAAAGAGAAACUCGAAGAGGUCGCGUCGAAGUUCAAUCUUCAGGUCCGCGGCACCCGUGGAGAGCACACCGAAGCGGAGGGCGGCAUUUAUGACAUUUCCAACAAGCGGCGUCUCGGUCUGACCGAGUACCAGGCUGUGAAGGAGAUGCACGACGGCAUCGCCGAGCUGAUCAAGAUCGAGAAGGAGCUCUAAAAAUCCCGCGCCGGACGUUAAAUAACCGACACCGCGAUCACUUUACCCCCCCCCCCCUGUUUUCCCUUUAGAAGUUCUUGACUCAUCGGGGAUCGACCUUGCUCUCGCUCGCUUCUCGAGCCAAUCAACGGUAAAAGAGCCUACUUCUAGACACAUUCACGACAGAGAAACGAUUCGUCUAGUUCGGAAGAUCGACGGCGCGAAGGCUACGCGUUUCCCUGUUGACGCGAGCUCAUUCGAAAGGAUUUGAUAUUUUGUUCGAUCCAAGGAAAAAGAAAAGAUUCGUUAUCCCGAGUGGGAUAUUAUUUUGUAAUCCACGUCUGUGCGUAGAACACGGUGUAGAGAGACAGUUUCUCCCUUUUAAUUUCGUAGAUCGGCUUUCGGUCCUCGAUGCGUUAAGACCUAAUGCAGCUACAAGCGGGUCCUUAGAGUUCCAGGGGAAACGACGGAAGCCUCGUUUACGUCGAAAAGAAUUUCAAAGUGUCUGGACUCCUCCCCCGUGGCGAACGAUCGUUUCCUCGUCCAUCUGCUCGGUCUUUGCCCCUCCACACGCGUUAUGAUUAUUAUUACUACUGCUACUGCUAUCAUUAUCAUUAUUAUUAUUCUAUAAUUAUUAUUAUAAUAUAAUUAUUAAUUAUUAUUAUUGUUAUUAUUAUUAUUAUCAUUAUUAUUAUUAUUAUUAUGAUAACUAUUAUUGUCUCUUAUGUUGACUCAAGUUCCUUUUUACAGAUACAAAAGAAAACUGAAAAUAACCGGCAGCGUAAGAACAAUUACAAGAACAGCUUAUUGUUGCAUUACACGCGAAUACAAUCGCGCAUUCUAUGUUUGACAGUAUUUUUAUUUCGUUUCACCCCAUUUUUUUCUUCCGAGGAUAUGUAAUCCAGCAUGUAGAGAAAUACACGCAGUAUUCUUUCAUUUCUCUGUUAUAUUGUGCUCGCUUCAACCAAUUUCCUUGAACCUUUCGUAAAUCGUCGACGUCGCGAAAGGUCAUUUUAUCUGCACCCCUGGAUGUUGUGAUUGUCUUUACUCGAAGAAAGUUGAAACUACGGAUGGAUGCUGUGACGGGUGUACGUGAGAUUCGCGUUCGACCAACGACUCGAACGCGUGGCGGCGGUCGCGUUCGAUUUUUGUACGUUUUACCGGAAGCCCGUUCGUUCGAUUCCCCUCUUCUUUCUCUCCUUGUCAUAACGAAGCCAUCCGGCUCUCGUGGAAACGCGUCGAGCAGUUUCUUACGAGUCACAGACAACAGAAUUUGUACCGAUGACGAAAGGAGACGGUUGUCGACAAACAAAUUAACGGUGUAAACAGCCCGCAAAAAUACAUCAAUGAGAGAAUCGAUCCCACUUCUAAAAUCUAUUACGAAAUCUAAACCAAAUGUCACGACCGCGAAGAUCUUUCGAUUUGCAAGUGCCAACUCGUUUACAGAUUAAGUUCAACGCGACGGACAACGCGAACAUCCAACGAACUACGAUGUCCACGCAUUGUCGAAAGUAUGUUACGCGCACGUCCCUUUUCCCUUUUAUUUCUCAUUUUCUACAAAAACCAACAACAUCUGCGACGGAUUGUAACACGUUGAAGUGUUGCGGCUAAGGGCUGUUACAGCUUCGCUGUCAGAUGUACGAAAAGAUGAGUUUCAGACACAAAUAAAAAAACAUACAUGCUAGAA